UUCUGCUCCUCCUCUGUGGCCCGGGCUCCCUCGGUUCCAGGUGGGACUCGCCCCGCGCCCCGCAACCCGCAGAGCCUCGCCCCGUUCCCCUUCCCUCCCCGCGGCCGCCUUGCUCUGCGCGCCUCUCUCGUCGACGCGCGCGCGGGCGCUCCCGCGGGCUCUGGGCGCGACCUCCCCGGCUGCAGCCUCUCCCUGGACCCGCCGUCGCCAGCCCAUCGCCUGCGGCCGCCGGGGAAGCGGGCAGCGCCGAGAAGCUGGACCUGGGCCUCCCUGCCGGCAGCGGUCUUGGAAAUCCAAAGGCCACAAAGUGGACAGAGCCAGUUGCUUUGUGAUGAAGGAAAAAAGUAUCUCAGCCACUACAACUUCCAUCUAGCAGAGAAGUGCACCCACCCAUCUCCUGGAGGGCUUCAGAGAGAUCAGGAAGGCUCUCUGCCAGGCCCUGGGGUUGUGCUUCCAUGCAGCCACAGCCUGCUCCUUCCUCUAGCUUCUGCAAGUGGGUUUCAGAUGCCAGAAACAUCACAACAGCUUCUGGGUGGUUCUGAAGAUUAAAGAGGUUUGGAGGUUGCUAUGUUAAUACUGCUUGUCAUCGGAAUAUUGCUUCAUGACAUCCCACUGAGUGGUCAAGAUGAGUCUCCUGAGGCUGAAGGCAGUACAGAUACCCCUCUCUUUGACUAUGCCAGCAUCCACUUGCCAGAAGAACACAUUCCCUUCUUUCUUCACAAUAAUAGACACAUUGCCACGCUCUGUAAGAAAGACUCACAUUGCCCUUAUAAAAAACACUUACAAAAUCUAAAGUACUGCUGGGGUUAUGAGAAAUCCUGCAAACCAGAGUUCAGGUUUGGUUACCCACAUUGCAGCUAUGUCGACAUGGGAUGGACAGACACCCUUGAGUCAGCUAUGGAUAUCUUCUGGAAACAGGCUGAUUUUGGAUAUGCUGGUGAGAGACUUGAGGAGAUGCACGUGCUUUGCCACUCUAAGGAAAUGAAUGACUCAAAUCUGGCAUGUACCCGUUAUCUUCAGUAUUGUAGAGCAUCCAAUCUCUACCUUGACUUAAGAAACAUCAAGAGAAGCAACGACAGGUUUAAGGAAGGUUUUUUCCAGAGUGGUGAAAUUGGAGGACACUGUAAGCUUGAUAGUCGUACAUUGAUGUCUGAAGGUCAGCGCAAAAGCCCUCUGCAGUCUUGGUUUGCUGAGCUACAAAGCUAUACUCAACUCAAUUUCAGACCCAUUGAUGACACUAAAUGUGAUCUGGUUGUUAAAAAACCAACCUAUUUCAUGAAAUUAGAUGCAGGUGUUAACAUGUAUCACCACUUCUGUGAUUUUAUCAAUCUUUAUAUUACUCAGCACAUGAAUAAUUCUUUCAGUACAGAUGUGUACAUCGUGAUGUGGGACACUAGUACCUAUGGAUAUGGGGACCUGUUUGCAGAUACAUGGAGAGCAUUUACUGAUUAUGAUGUUAUACACCUGAAAGCAUAUGACUCCAAAAGGGUAUGUUUUAAAGAAGCUAUCUUUUCAUUACUCCCCCGAAUGAGAUACGGGCUCUUCUACAAUACUCCUUUGAUAUCUGGCUGUCAAAAUACUGGACUAUUCAGGGCAUUUUCCCAGCAUGUGCUAUACAGACUGAACAUCACCCAGAAUGGCCCGAAGGCUGGAAAAAUUCGAGUCACUAUUCUUGCACGGAGCACAGAAUACCGGAAAAUACUAAAUCAAAAUGAGCUUGUAAAUGCUCUGAAAACAGUGUCUACAUUUGAGGUGCAGAUUGUGGAUUACAAAUAUAAGGAACUUGGCUUUUUAGAUCAGUUGAGGAUCACACAUAACACAGACAUAUUUAUUGGAAUCCAUGGAGCAGGCCUUACCCACUUACUUUUCCUUCCAGACUGGGCUGCUGUGUUUGAACUGUACAACUGUGAAGAUGAACGCUGUUACCUAGACCUGGCCAGGCUGAGAGGUAUUUACUACAUCACCUGGCGAAGGCAGAACAAAGUCUUCCCUCAAGAUAAGGACAAGGAGAGAUUGAAAGGGGAGGGUGAGAUAAAUAAGAAGAAACUUGCAGACCUGCUUCACCCCCUUGUGAGCCCCACCUGCCCCUGCAGGGCCACCACCCAACUCUGGGAGAGCAUCCAAAGUUUACCAACUACUCAUUUGAUGUAGAAGAAUUUAUGAACCUUGUCCUCCAGGCUGCAGAUCACGUAACACAACACCCAAAGUGGCCCUUUAGGAAAACACAUGAUGAGCUAUAAAUCAUUUAAGUCUAUUUGCCAAAACCAAAAAAAAAAAAAAAAAAAAAAGGAAUGUUUCUGUCACCCAGACACACAGUUAAUUCAGUGAAGUAAACUGUUAUUUCAUAGACCACAACUGAGCUUUGCUAUACAAAAAACAUGCUUUCAGAGUGUUACCUAUGUGUUUUAUAGUCUUUAACUACUUUGUGUGAAUUUUAUGUCAUUACUAUUUAUCAAGAAACUAUUUUUUGCACUGAAAACUUUGCCUUCAGUAGUUCAAAAAUUAGAGAUAUUUUCACAGGAGUAACUGAGAUUUAAG
This is a messenger RNA of Erinaceus europaeus (western European hedgehog), 2538 nucleotides long. It is a transcript of the gene EOGT, whose product is annotated as EGF domain specific O-linked N-acetylglucosamine transferase. The record is from RefSeq and is a predicted model, not a curated record. The transcript is spliced from 19 exons. Gene Ontology annotation, cellular component: endoplasmic reticulum lumen. Gene Ontology annotation, molecular function: protein N-acetylglucosaminyltransferase activity. NCBI's taxonomy places the organism in Eukaryota, Metazoa, Chordata, Mammalia, Eulipotyphla, Erinaceidae. The coding region runs from base 568 to 2151 and encodes 527 amino acids.